Messenger RNA from Setaria italica (foxtail millet), 2254 nucleotides. RefSeq names its product heat stress transcription factor A-2a. The coding region runs from base 704 to 1849 and encodes 381 amino acids. Gene Ontology annotation, cellular component: nucleus. Gene Ontology annotation, molecular function: DNA-binding transcription factor activity; RNA polymerase II cis-regulatory region sequence-specific DNA binding. Lineage: Eukaryota; Viridiplantae; Streptophyta; Magnoliopsida; Poales; Poaceae. The record is from RefSeq and is a predicted model, not a curated record. Gene Ontology annotation, biological process: regulation of transcription by RNA polymerase II. The transcript is spliced from 2 exons.
CCACGUCACCGCGCUCCCCCGAGAUUAAACUACGCCCCCCAGCGAAUCGCCGAAGCCCCUCGCGGAGAGGCCUUCCAGUCUUUCCAGAAGCGUCUGGAAGGUUCCGCGCCGACCCCGGGGUACGUGGGGGCCUCGCGCCGGGGGUAUAAGUUGGCGUGGCGGCCGCGUGUACUUGCCUACUGGUCCUCCGGUCCCGGCGAGCUCUCUGCUCACGCGGUCGCCCUGGUCUCCGACUCAAAAGGGGACUGUACUUUCUGGUCCUUCGCUCUGUCUCCCUCUGUUCAUGCAGCGUCGCUCUCACCCUCUUCUUCUUCCUCCUCAUCUCCGCCAAGCUCUGCUUCUCGCAGCUGCAUUUCUUCACUCGUUUAUUUCCUUUCCGAUUUGCAAAGGCUUCGCUUGAGAUUCUGUAAUUUGGGGCACCUAGCGUCGAUAGCUAAGAUAUUGGAAGAAUUUUCUGUCCACUGACAUUCUUUUCCCCUUUCGUUUUCAACCGAUCUUUGGUGGUCCUCGAAUUCCUCCCCUGUUUGACAUUCAGGAAGGCCAUUUUCAGAUUGAGCUAGUUCCGCUGAGGCCGCUUUUCCCAACCAAAGAUCGCCUCCUUUUGACCGGUUCCUGAUUCGUCCGGAUUCCUUUCCCCUGCUCCGUUAAGUGGAGCUCUGUUCUGCCAUUGUUCGAUCGCGUUCGUUGGUUGGUUGGUGUGGCCAUGGACCCCUUCCACGGCAUUGUGAAGGAGGAGGAGUUCGAUAUCGAAUUGGAUUUCACCGGCGCUCCGGCGGGGGACGCGGCGGCAGCGGCGGCUGCGGCGUCCUCGUGGGCCGUCGGCGUGCCGGAACUGCCCCGGCCGAUGGAAGGGCUCGGCGAGGCUGGGCCCACUCCGUUCCUGACCAAGACCUACGACGUCGUGGACGACCCCAACACCGACACCGUCGUCUCCUGGGGGUUCGCCGGCAACAGCUUCGUCGUCUGGGACGCCAACGCCUUCGCCACCGUGAUCCUCCCGCGCUACUUCAAGCACAGCAACUUCUCCAGCUUCGUCCGCCAGCUCAACACCUACGGGUUCAGGAAGGUUGACCCGGACAGGUGGGAGUUCGCGAACGAGGGGUUCCUCCGGGGCCAGAGGGAGCUCCUCAAGACGAUCAAGCGCCGGCGCCCGCCGUCGAGCCCGUCGGCGCAGCAGGGGCAGGGGCAGGGCCAGGGCCAGGCGCAGUCGCCGGCGGUGUUCCUGGAGGUGGGGCAGUUCGGGCUCGAGGGCGAGGUGCACCGGCUGCAGCGCGACAAGGGGAUCCUGCUCGCGGAGGUGGUGAAGCUGCGGCAGGAGCAGCAGGCCACGCGCGCGCAGAUGCAGGCCAUGGAGGAGCGCAUCACCACGGCGGAGCAGAAGCAGCAACAGAUGACCGUGUUCCUUGCCCGCGCCAUGAAGAACCCGGACUUCCUCCGGAUGCUGGUCGACCGGCAGGGGCGCCGCCAGAGGGAGCUCGAGGACGCGCUCUCCAAGAAACGCCGCCGGCCCAUCGGGUACCUCCCGCGCGGCGGCGACGGCAUCAGCAGCGGUGCCGCCACGGAGGCGGCGGUGGGCGACUACAUUUCCGGCCUUCCGGUCGGCGUCAACGGCGUGGCGGAGCCUGCCGACGACGAGAGCCGGCCGGACCACACCGGCGGCGGCGAGGACACUGAGAGCUUCUGGGUGGAGCUGCUGAGCCUCGGCCUGGAGGAGAAGCGCCGGGAGGGCGGUGUCGAGGGGAGCGGCGCUGGCGCUGACGUGGACAACGACGUGGACGACGACGUGGACGUGCUCGUGCAGAGCAUCUACCACCUGAACCCGAACCCGGGCAGCCCCAGCGGGAAGUGAAAGUUCCAGAACGUUCCAGAACCCACUAUGGAAGCAUCCAGUCGUUCCAGCCAGCUGCAAGUAGGGGUUAGUUUAUCCUACGCCCAACUGACUUUUUUGUCGCGUUGCUGCGCAAGUGGCAAAAGCGUCUGCGGUUGGCCAGUUGCCAAGGAAUGUUCAGGAAGCUCGUCAGGCUGCGAAGCUUCUCGAAGUAGGAGUGGCAAGGUUGCAGGCUACUAUCAGUGGCAAUGUACUCCUAGAUUCUGACUAGAUUCGGAUGAAGCAAAGGCUCAUUCCAAAUGGGGGUGAUGGUGCCAUUCCAGAAGCAGUGGUGUAGCACGACAAACCCCUUUUUUUUGGUAUGCAUAUCUUUCGUGAAGUACCAGUAACUAACGUUGUCUGUGCGAAAGGAUGCCUGUCUUGUCU